Messenger RNA from Closterium sp. Naga37s-1, 1755 nucleotides. The record is from the annotation of a GenBank genome assembly. NCBI's taxonomy places the organism in Eukaryota, Viridiplantae, Streptophyta, Zygnematophyceae, Desmidiales, Closteriaceae.
AUGCCAGUCACGCUUAAGGUCGCUGGCUCUUGGUCCGGGCAGGUCGAAAUUCCGUCCCUGACCGAAUGGACCGUGUGCGAGCUGCGGGCGGAGCUUUCGCACCUGUCCGGGAUCGACGCGGGCAGUUUAAAAAUCAUCUGCGGUGGGCGCACGCUUAAAGACGAGGCGGAGGCGGAGGGAGAGGCGGAAGGGGAGAGGGGGCGAGCGGGGGGAGCGUCGACGGGGGCGGAAGAAACAGUUGCGGAGGGGAAUACUGGGGAUGUUGGGAAGGGGAAUAGCGAGGGGAAUGGGGAAGGGGAGAAGGGGGAGGGGAAGGGGACGGGAAAUGCGCUGGGAAAGCGGAAGGGCGGGCGAGGGAGGAGUUUAGAGGAGGUUGGGGUGAGGGCAGGAUCACGGCUUUUGGUGACAGGUGGCGGCAGGCGGUUGGGCGGCGAGAUUGCGGCAGAGGGGAAGCGAGUGGUGGAGGAGGAAGCUGCGAGGAAAGAGAGGGAGGAGAGGUUGACACGAGUGAGCUCCCUGGUGUCUGGUCUGCUGCUGCACUCCCACAGUCGCGCACUCCUCAGCAAAGGAACCUUCGUGGAAGCCCUCCCUGUGCUCGAGAUGGCCGAGGAAGCAUUCAGCAUCUGCGAUGCCAAGAUCACAGAGUCUAUAGACAACAUCCCCAUGCUGCUAUUGGACAUCGUCGCAGACGAGUCAUUGGCCAGCCUGGCAGGCAUGGGCUUCUCGGCCAAUGAGGCGAGGCGGGCACUGCGCGUGGCAGGCGGUGACGUGAGCCGGGCGGCAGAGUUUGUCAUCUUGCAACGGCAGCGGGAGGCAGAGAAGGCAGAAGAGGACAGAAAGCAGAGGCGGAUGGAGAGGGAGCAGAGGGCCUAUGGGAGGACGCCACAUGGCAAGAAGGUGGACAUGCGGCUGCUGGAUGAGCUGGCAGCAUACGGCUUCAUGCGGCGAGUGGCAGCAGAGGCACUCAGGCAGAGUGAGAACCACCACCAGCGGGCCCUAGACGCCCUUCUUGACCCCAGCUCCCUCGCUGCUCUCGAGGUGGCAGUGGCAGAGGGGAAAGCGGAUGGUGGCAGGAGGAGGAGGUACAGCAGAGGCGGUGGUGGUGCUGGUGCUGGUGCUGGUGCUGGCGGCAUGUGUUCUGAUGACUCAGUGGCCGCUCUGGUGGCACUGGGUUUCUCUGCUCAGCAAGCCCGACAAGCUCUAGAGGCCAGCAGGCAACGAUGGAAGCAGCGGCAGCAGCAGCAGCUCUGGUGGAAGGGAGGGUAUGGGGCAGCUUUUGAGUCCACUCAAAAGUCAUUCUCCGCAUCCCCACAUCUUUCAUCCACACCCCACACAGCCCGACAAGCUCUAGAGGCCAGCAGCAAUGACGUGGAAGCAGCAGCAGCAGCUUUACUGCAAGGGGAGUAUGGAGAGGCAGGAUCUGGGGAGGGCGGGGACAGUGGGGAAGGAGGGGAAGGGGAGGAGGGAAACGGGGCAGGGGAAGGGGGUGCAGGGGGAGAGGGGAUAGAGGGAAGUGGGGGAGCAGGGGGGAUGGAUGUUGAGGGAGGGGAAGGGAGUGAGGGAGGGAGUGAGGGGAGUGAGGGAGGUGAGGGUAGUGAGGAGGAGGAGAGGGAUGAGGAGAUGGAGGGGGAGAUACGGAAGGGAGUGAGUGGGGAUCCCUAUGCUGAGUAUGACCUGGAUGUCUCGUUAGAAGCUGCUGCGAUUGAAGAAUACUCCAAGCUUAUUAUUGGUACCGGUAACAGUGAGAAUCUCUGA